CCUCUUCCUCUUUCCCCCUUACCCUCGUUCCUCUCGCCUCAACCUGGCGAUGGCUUCAUCUCGUGGGUAUCCUAACAUUGUUUCCUGAUAUUCGGCUGGGGUAAUAUGCUAAUUUAGAGGCAGAAAACGAAAGGUACCAAGAACGACUGGCUGCGCGACAGAGGGGUGCUGGGUGAGUUUUGAUUUUUCGUUACCGGUGUAGCAAGUUCUACUGGCUAAAGUGUUCUAGAACACACAAGAUCCAGAACUUGGGAUUUUCUAUACAGCCUCUUGUACCGCCUGCCCGUCCGGCAACCCCCCUUCUAGCAGAGGCUCCUCCGGCCGAACCACCGAAACAAGUAGCACCACCAGCAGGUCCGGUGCGAAGGUCGCCGAGAACUACUCCAACUCCUCCACCACACCCUUCAGGAGAAAAGAGAAAAGCAGGUUCGCUAUUGCCUUCUCAAGAUCGCGCAGAAAGUAUCUUAACCUUCCCAGGUCCCUCACCACUCCGAAAUGAAGCCUCUUCCACUCCAGAGGAGACGCCUACGGUUGCACCCCCGCGGCGAGUAUCACCUCGUACACAGUCCACACUCGCUAUUACGCAAAUCAGAUCGUCUGUCACUCCUACUGAUACCCCGGUGAAUUUUACGGCUACUAAGGCUCCCUCUGUGAGGGCUAAGGCUGUCAAACCGGCGGUCGCUGCUGUGACCCCAAUUCCAAGGGGGAAGAGGACUAGGCAACCCAGUCCUGGGAAAUUUGCGAACACCCCCGGGGAGCUCACGCGAAACGGGAGGAGUAGUUCGGCGGCGGUUGAUGGGAUUCUGGAAAGUGAAGCCUCAACUGUGAUUGAGAGAAGCCCCGAGGGGAACAAGCGGAGAAAAGUUAUUAAGGAGGUUGAAGCAUCAUUGGAGGUUGGGGUAAUGGAGGAUAACAACGAAUAUGAGGACGAGGAAAUGAUUGGGGACCAGACGGUGGAGCAACCAAUGAUUGAGGAGACUGAGAACGAGGGGGAGGAAACGGGAGACGAUAAAACAAUGUUGGAGACCCCGGUGCAGGAUCUAGACAAAUCUCAACCUCCACCAAAUUCGUCGCCUCCCCUUUUCCUAGGUGGACAGAAUAGCUCAGAAGAGGAGGAGGAGGAGGAGCCUUGGCCAGCUCAACCAAAGCCCCAACCCCAACCUAAGUCAAAACUAGUGGGCAAGCGGGUCCUACCUUUACCAGAGCUAGAGGAAGGGGAGGUGGACGGGAGCCCGCAGCCAGGGUCAGCGGAGAAAGACAAAGACAAGCAACUCUUUGAUGAGGAGCAGGGGAACGAGGAUGAAUCUGAAGCCGAGGAACCAGCCCCACGGAUUGCCAAGAAAGUGCCCAAGGCCUCCAAAUCAUCAACCGCUGCUCGUACUAAACCGGGACCUAAGCCGCCCGGAGGUACUGAUGAGUAUGAUCAUGGACCAACCACAUUUCCCGUGGUCGUACAUAGAUUGGGGAAGAGUGGCGCCGGCACCAAACUCCCAGCAGGGAGUCAGAGAUCCGGUGUUAACCCUGUCGACGUUAUCAGUCAAGUAGCCACCGAGUUGAUUGACAAAUUCUACCAGAGACUGAAGAGCGGGGCAGAGAAGAAAGCCGUGGAAAGCUUCAAGGAGGAACUAAGUCUUAGGUUCUUGGAAUUGGUGAGUUCACUCCCCCUUUAUGCCAAUCGCAGGCUAGCCAACAUCACAAACCAGACAGACGCACUGGAGCACAGUAUCAUCCUCACAGACCGUGUGCGAAAAGCCCAGCGAAGGAAAAAUCAACUCAUGGCAGAACUUCUAGCAAUCAAACGCGAGAGAACCCAAGUCGCCGUACAGAUGGACGACGUGCGUCGAGAUCACGAAAUAGCUAGUAAGAGCGGUGAUGUAUUUACUCCUCCCAUAACACCACAACACACCUAACUAACCAAGCCACCCCCACCACCAGUCCCAAAAUCAAACCUCUCAACUCUUUGAAGAAGUCUCCGGAGCCCUCGAACGCGGCAAGUCCCGUGCCCGCAAUGGCGGCAACGAGCCAGAUAACGUAGGCACAGCAGACCUGGAAGGUCUGGAAGGCCUCGUGAAGAGAGUGUCCGCAAUCGUCACCGGCGGCGGACGAGAUGGGACGGGGAUACUUGGCAAGGUUGUGGAGUUUAACCACUUCCUGGAGAAGGCGGAGAGGGUGUUGCGGGAGCGGAAUUCUGGCGGUGCUACUGCUGCUACUGUUGCGAGAUAGGUUGUUCUUGAUCGGGCGCAAUGGUUGCAGUCGGGGGAAGUUAUGUAUAAUAACUAGCAUUAUUUAGGCGUUAUUAAUUGUGUUUUGGGGGGUUUAGGUACCAGUGAAUAAUUAGCACAGCACGAUAGGGGUUUUUUUUCUUAUAUUUCUUUUAGCAUUAGUUUUAUGUGGUGGUCGAGUUUGUGGUUCAGUAGGUUGCGAGUGUGAUGGGUUGGUGAGUGCAAGUUGGUGGGUGUCGGAUGGGCAUACCGAUAGUAGUUAUUGGAGCUCAUGCUUGAUCAUUGACAUUGUAAUAUAAAAAAAAUCAAUCUAUCCCCCCACCCCGCAAUAGGGGC
This is a messenger RNA of Tuber aestivum (summer truffle), 2558 nucleotides long. NCBI's taxonomy places the organism in Eukaryota, Fungi, Ascomycota, Pezizomycetes, Pezizales, Tuberaceae. The record is from the annotation of a GenBank genome assembly.